Messenger RNA from Entamoeba dispar SAW760, 597 nucleotides. RefSeq lists its product as uncharacterized. The transcript has a single exon. The record is from RefSeq and is a predicted model, not a curated record. Bases 1 to 597 code for a protein of 198 amino acids. Lineage: Eukaryota; Evosea; Mastigamoebida; Endamoebidae.
AUGUCCUCUUCUGAGUCACACUCAAGAAAAGGUAUUCAAAAAUGUCUUGACGGAAAAAAUAUUCAAACAAAACAAAGUCGUGAUAAAAAAACAAAAGAAGUAGCUCAAAUGUCAUUUCUAAUUUGGGCAUUAAAUCGUAAAUUCUCAUUUUCAUUUCAAAAGCCAAAAAAGAGGUCAACAGUAAACUUUUGUUUUCCUGAUUUAAUUGAAAUUGAUUUUGGGAAAGACAAAAUGGAUGUUGUACAAUUUUUGAAUGAACGUGCAGAAGAAGACUAUAAUAACUUUUCUCAAAGAAUGACUCCUAAACAAGCUAAUAGGAAAGUUGAACAUCUUAAGAAAGUAUACCUUCAUAAUUAUCUUACUGAUCUUGCAAUACAUGAUGGCAUUACAAUAAUAAGUAAAGCUACUCAAAAAGAUAUUGAACAAAUGGAAAGAUUCAUUAGAAUAGAAUUUGAUAGUAACAUUUAUAACCAAAGUGAAAUUGUUGAAGCUGGAGUAGAAAUUAAUGUUAUUCUUAUGGCAAUGCUUGGAGAUAAUUCUACUUUAAAGGUACCAAAAGGAAAAUUAUACGAAUCUUACGUUCGAACUGAGAAGUAG